GGGAGUGUUUCUUUAAAAACGGAAGAAGGAAAACAGGUUUUUACCCAGACAGCAUUUUACCAGGGUCGAACUGUUGCUGUCAAGAGGAUCUCCCAAGAUGAAGUGAAGAUGAAUAGAGAGAUUCUCAUUGAGCUGAAAAACAUGCGGGAUUUGGAGCAUCCCAACUUGGCAAGAUUUAUCGGAUUGUGUGUCGACGUUCCUAACGUGGCCAUCGUCAACGAGUAUUGCCCCAAAGGAAGUCUGAUGGACAUUCUUCAGAACGAUUCCAUCAAACUUGACUGGUUCUUCAAGUACUCCCUUAUCAGUGACGUCAUCAAGGGAGUGCAGUACCUUCACCGCAGUGAGCUGUCAGUCCACGGCCGACUCAACUCCUCCAACUGCCUCGUCGAUAGUCGAUUCGUCCUCAAACUUAUCGACUUUGGCUUGCCGUCCCUCCGAGAGGGCGCUUCGCAGGCCCUCGGUGACCACGCCCUGCUGACGAAGUCACUUUAUGUUGCCCCAGAGCUACACCGCGAUCCAAAGCGAGGCCCAACCAAAGAGGGCGACAUUUACAGUGUAGGGAUGCUCAUGGGAGAAGUUGCAACCAGGCAGGGACCGUAUGAGGCCGAGUCGAAGAACAUGGAACUAAGUGAGAUUGUUGACAAAAUCAAGUGUCCUCCUUCCGGCAGCCUGAGUCAACCAUUCAGACCACAGGUUGCCGGCGAGAACGUCGACUCCAGUAUAUCCGAGUUGAUCAAAGCGUGUUGGGCGGAAGACCCUAAAGACAGACCUAAUGUCAACUCGCUGAACGCAUCCAUCGUCAAAAUCAACAGAAAGAGGAACACAGGCACGGGUAUCCUAGACAACCUGCUGAAUCGGAUGGAGCAGUACGCCAACAAUCUGGAAGAGUUGGUGGAGGAGAGAACCGCAGCCUUCUUGGAGGAGAAGAAACGAGCUGAGACGCUGCUUUAUGAGCUCUUACCCAGUUUGAAGCAAGGCAAGGCCGUCGACCCGGAAUCUUACGACAGUGUCACCAUCUUCUUCAGUGACAUCAAAGGGUUCACUGAACUCUCGGCACAGAGCACGCCAUCACAGGUGGUCAUGUUACUGAACGAUCUGUACACCUGUUUUGAUGGCAUCAUUGAACAUUUUGAUGUGUAUAAGGUUGAGACUAUCGGGGACGCCUACAUGGUGGUGUCUGGCGUGCCAGUCCGCAACGGCAAUGCGCAUGCGCGUGAGAUUUGCAACAUGGCGCUGGCCUUGCUUAAGGCAGUCGGCUCCUUCAGGAUUCGACACAAGAGAGACCAGAAACUUCAUAUGCGGGUGGGAAUACACACAGGUCCGUGCGUAGCUGGCGUGGUGGGGCUCAAGAUGCCUCGCUAUUGUCUCUUCGGAGACACAGUGAAUACGGCAUCUCGAAUGGAAUCAAACGGAGAAGCUUUGAAGAUCCACAUCAGUUCGGACACCAAGGAAAUUUUGGAGGAUUUCGGAGGCUUCAACAUUGAACUCAGGGGUGCAGUAGCACUAAAGGGAAAGGGCGUCCAAACCACCUAUUGGUUGCUAGGCAACAGUGAAAAAUGUGUGAAUGCGGUUACCGAGAGUGAGUUCACCUAA
Strongylocentrotus purpuratus (purple sea urchin) is the source of this 1593-nucleotide messenger RNA. Its product is annotated as atrial natriuretic peptide receptor 1-like. Gene Ontology annotation, molecular function: natriuretic peptide receptor activity; ATP binding; protein kinase activity. NCBI's taxonomy places the organism in Eukaryota, Metazoa, Echinodermata, Echinoidea, Camarodonta, Strongylocentrotidae. The record is from RefSeq and is a predicted model, not a curated record. Gene Ontology annotation, biological process: intracellular signal transduction; receptor guanylyl cyclase signaling pathway; protein phosphorylation.